This is a messenger RNA of Acanthosepion pharaonis, 957 nucleotides long. Lineage: Eukaryota; Metazoa; Mollusca; Cephalopoda; Sepiida; Sepiidae. The record is from the annotation of a GenBank genome assembly.
AUGUUUCUUUCUGUCAGUCUCUCUCUCUCUGUCUCUCUCUCUCUCUCUCUCUCUCUCUCUCUCUCUCUUCAUAUGACUACUCACUCUCUCUGGUCCAAUAUUUCUAAAUUCCUCUCUCUGGCCAAUAUUUCUCUGUUCCUCUCUCUCUCCUCUCUUGAUCUCUUCUCUCUCUCUUUCUCUCUCUCUUUCUCUCUCUCUCUCACACACUUACUCACUCACUGGUCACUGCUUCUCUGUCCCUGCUUCUCUGUCCCUGCUUCCAGUCCAUUUAGCCACUCACCUAAUAUUCUCUGUCUCUCCCCACCUCUCUCUCUCUGCCUCUCUCUUGCUACUAAUACUCUGUUCCUGCCUCCAGUCAAUCCACCCACUCAUCAGAUCUCUCUCUCUCUCUCUCUCUCUCUCUCUCUCUCUCUCUCUCUCUCUCUCUACUCUCUCUCUCUCGUCACUUAUUCUCUUGACUGCUUCUUUGUUUCUCCCUCCAUUCCAUCCACCAACUCACCUGAUCUCUCUCUUUCUCUCUGUCUCACCCUCGUCACCUCUUCUCCGUUCCUUCCUCCAGCCUAUCCAUCCACUCACCUAAUUUUUUCUCUUUCUCUCUUUUCUACGGUCACUGCUUCUCUUUUCUUGCCUCCAUUCCAUCCACACACUCACCUGAUUCCCCACUCUCUCUCUCUCUGUCUUUACUAUGGUCACUGCUUGUCUGUUCCUGCUUCCAUUCCAUCAACCCAUUCAUCUGAUUUCCCCCUCCUUCUCCCUCUUUUUUAUGGUCACUGCUUCUCUGAUCCUAAUCCACUUCAUCCACCCUUUCACCUGAUUUCUCUCUCUCUCUCUCUCUCUCUUUCUCUCUGGUCACUGCUUCUCUGCUCCUGCCUCCAGUCCAUCAACCCACUCACAUUUUCUAUCUCUCUCUCUCUUUCUCAUUCUCUCUGGUUACUGAUUCUCUGUCCCUGCCUCUAG